This is a messenger RNA of Prunus armeniaca (apricot), 2016 nucleotides long. Lineage: Eukaryota; Viridiplantae; Streptophyta; Magnoliopsida; Rosales; Rosaceae. The record is from the annotation of a GenBank genome assembly.
AUGGAAACAGAGGAAAUGCAGAUACGAAGAUAUUCCCCAUUUCUAGAAAGUGUGUUACUAGAUGCUAAUGAUGCUUCGGUAUCUGAUGAGUGGAGAGCAGUUCCUGACAUUUGGAGAUCUUCAGCUGAGAAAUAUGGUGACCGUGUCGCAUUGGUGGAUCCAUACCAUGACCCACCUUCAAAUUUAACUUAUAAAGAGCUUGAGCAGGAAAUUUUGGAUUUUUCUGAAGGGCUGAGAGUUGUUGGAGUAAAGCCAGAAGAAAAAAUUGCACUUUUUGCUGAUAAUUCAUGCCGUUGGCUUGUUGCGGAUCAGGGUAUAAUGGCAACUGGAGCAAUCAAUGUGGCAAGAGGUUCGAGAUCAUCCGUUGAAGAGUUAUCACAAAUAUACAAUCAUUCUGAUAGUGUUGCACUUGCUGUGGACAGUCCUGAAUUGUUAAAUCGAUUUUCAGAAGAAUUCUAUUCCAAGCCUAUUAAAUUUAUUGUUCUGUUAUGGGGUGAGAAGUCAAGCCUGGUCAGUGAAGGAAAGGUUCCUAUUUUUAACUACAAGGAGAUUCUAGAUUUGGGACGAGAUAGUCGUAAGAUUAUGCUUGAUUCUGAUGAUAAACAGCAGUACUGUCUGCAUGAACCUAUCAAACCAGAUGAUGUUGCUGCAUUAGUAUAUACAAGUGGAACAAGUGGCAACCCAAAAGGAGUCAUCCUCACCCAUCGAAAUCUGAUGCAUCAGAUAAAGAACCUCUCAGACAUUGUACCUGCUGUAGGUGGAGACAAAUUUCUUAGCAUGCUCCCACCUUGGCAUUGCUAUGAACGAGCUUGUGAGUACUUUGCUUUUACGUGUGGCAUUGAGCAGUUUUACACAAAUGUGAGGAAAUUGAAGGAUGAUUUGCGGCAAUAUCAACCAAACUAUGUAAUUUCGGUUCCUUUAGUGUAUGAGACACUUUACAGCGGGAUUCAGAAACAAAUUUCUUCUAGCUCUACAGUUCUUAAGUUUGUUGCACUUACAUUCAUAAGGAUCAGUUUGGCAUACAUGGAAUUUAAGAGGAUCUAUGAGGGGACAUGUUUGACAAGGAACCAGAAGCAACCACCAUAUCUUGUUUCAAUAUCAGAUUGGUUAUGGGCAAGAGUUAUUGCUGCAUUACUAUGGCCUUUGCAUGUGUUGGGAAAGAAACUAGUUUAUAGAAAUAUUCACUCUGCUCUGGGAAUAUCAAAGGCUGGCAUCAGUGGAGGAGGUUGUCUGCCUUCACAUGUUGAUAAAUUUUUUGAGGCAAUUGACGUGAAACUGCUGAAUGGAUAUGGCUUAACAGAGACUUCUCCUGUUGUUGCUGCUCGACGACCAAACUGUAAUGUUGUUGGUUCAGUUGGGCAUCCAAUUCGACAUAUAGAGUUCAAAGUUGUAGAUUCUGAAACUAGUGAAGUUCUCCCCCCUGGUUUAAGUGGCAUUUUAAAAGUUAGGGGGCCACCAGUGAUGAAAGGAUACUACAAGAAUCCAGGAGCUACAAAGCAUGUUCUGGAUGAUGAUGGUUGGCUAAACACUGGAGACAUAGGCUGGAUUGCUCCUCACCAUUCAACAGGGCGAAGUCGUCGUUGUGGAGGUGUGGUUGUCCUUGAAGGACGUGCCAAGGACACUAUAGUUCUUUCAACAGGGGAAAAUAUUGAACCGGCAGAGCUUGAGGAAGCUGCCUUGAGAAGUAGUUUAAUUCAACAAAUUGUUGUCAUUGGCCAGGAUCAACGACGCCUUGGGGCAAUAAUUGUUCCAAACAAAGAAGAGGCUUUGAUUGCAGCCAAAAAGUUGUCUCUUGUAGAUAUUGAUGCCUCUGACCUAAGUAACGACAGAAUGACAAACUUGUUAUACGAAGAAUUGAGAAAAUGGACUUCAGGGCGUUCAUUUCAAAUUGGACCAAUCUUAAUUGCGGACGAACCAUUUACGAUUGACAGUGGCUUAAUGACUCCAACCAUGAAAAUUCGAAGGGAUAGAAUCGUGGCUCAAUACAAGGACCAAAUAGACAAUCUGUUCAAGUGA